Messenger RNA from Saccharomyces paradoxus, 1365 nucleotides. RefSeq names its product mRNA-binding protein (gene HRB1). The record is from RefSeq and is a predicted model, not a curated record. Gene Ontology annotation, molecular function: mRNA binding. The coding region runs from base 1 to 1365 and encodes 454 amino acids. NCBI's taxonomy places the organism in Eukaryota, Fungi, Ascomycota, Saccharomycetes, Saccharomycetales, Saccharomycetaceae. Gene Ontology annotation, cellular component: ribonucleoprotein complex; cytoplasm; nucleus. The transcript is spliced from 2 exons.
AUGUCUGAUCAAGAAAAGAGUUCAGAAAACAAUAAUCGAAGUAGAUCGAGGUCGAGAUCACCUGUUCGUCGUCGGAUGAGUGACGAUCGUGGUUAUGAAAGAGACAACCACUCGUCCCGCGGUUCAGGUAGUUACAACGGUAGGCGUAGGUUCGCAGAUACGUACAGAGGAAGCAGAGGUAGUGGUGAAUACAAAGGAGGUAGGGAAAGGCCUGAUUACAGAGAAAGGGAAAGGUUCAAUAACAGAGAUAAUCCUAGAUCUAGAGAUCGUUACGAAGAUAGGCGCAGAGGAAGAGAUGGUGCUGGUCGUUAUGGGAACAGACGUGAUGACUAUUCCAGAAAUUAUAAGAGUAGACACAAUACACGCGACGACAGUAGGAGAGGCGGUUUCAGUAAUAGUGGAGCAAGAGGUGAUUACGGUCCUUUGUUGGCGCGUGAAUUGGAUAGUACAUAUGAAGAAAAAGUUAAUAGAAACUAUUCCAACAGUAUAUUCGUGGGUAAUUUAACGUACGACAGCACCCCUGAAGACUUGACUGAGUUUUUUUCACAAAUAGGAAAAGUGGUCCGCGCGGAUAUAAUUACAUCAAGAGGGCACCACAGAGGAAUGGGUACAGUAGAGUUUACUAAUUCAGACGAUGUUGACAAGGCCAUCCGCCAGUACGAUGGGGCCUUCUUCAUGGAUCGUAAAAUCUUUGUCAGACAAGAUAAUCCACCACCUUCAAAUAACAUCAAGGAAAGGAAGGGACUCGAUAGAGGAGAGCUUAGACAUAACCGAAAAACUCAUGAAAUUAUUGUUAAAAAUUUACCUUCUUCUGUUAAUUGGCAGGCCUUGAAAGAUAUGUUUAAGGAAUGUGGGAAUGUCGCACACGCUGAUGUGGAAUUGGAUGACGAUGGAGUAUCCACCGGAUCUGGUACAGUAUCCUUUUAUGAUAUCAAAGAUCUGCAUAGAGCGAUUGAGAAAUACAACGGCUAUGAUGUGGAAGGUAAUGUUUUAGAUGUCAAGCUUAAGGAAAGCGUACGUAACCACAAUGAUGGAGACGAUAUUGAUAUCCCAAUGGAAGAUUCUCCCGUUAACGAGGAAGCUCGUAAAUUUACCGAAAACGUUUUCGGUGGAGGUGAGAGGAAUAAGCUGAUAUAUUGCAGUAAUUUGCCAUUCUCAACUGCGAACAGUGAUCUCUACGAUCUUUUCGAGACCAUUGGAAAGGUCAACAAUGCUGAAUUGAGGUAUGAUUCCAGAGGGGCACCAACUGGAAUAGCUGUAGUCGAAUACGAUAACGUCGAUGAUGCAGAUGUCUGUAUUGAAAGGCUAAAUAACUAUAACUAUGGUGGUUGUGAUCUAGACAUAUCAUACGCUAAACGCCUCUAG